GAUUGAGUCGAGUCUCGGCAGCGUCGCCACCAAGCUCAACUUCUUCAUCCACAACCUGGCUCAGAUGAAGUUCACCUCGUCGGAGGAACGUCUCACGCUGUCGUUUGCUCCCAGAGUUCACACGGCGAAGAGCGACGGCGUCAUCAGGAACCUGUACAUCUGCAGACACAUCCGCACCGCCAACGCCAACAAGGGCUACGCCUUUGUGGUGAAAGUGCAGCGUGACGGACAGGAAGUUCAGCUGGUUCAGAGGACGUUUGAAGAGUUUUAUGAACUUCACAGUAAAAUGAGACUGAUGUUCCCUUCAUCCAGACUGCCCAGUUUCCCAAACCGUUUUGUGAUUGGUCGGUCCAGAGGUGAGGCGAUGGCCGACAGGAGGAAAGACGAGUUGAACGGUUACGUCUGGCAUCUGAUCCACGCCGCUCCAGAGGUGGCCCAGUGUGACCUGGUCUACACUUUCUUCCACCCACUGUCCAGAGACGAGACACCAGGAACAACAACCAUUAAACCAGCAGAGUUGUCCUGGUCUCCAGCCUCAGAGAAAGACUUGGGUGAAGUCAAACUCUCCAUCUCCCACAAGAAUGACAAACUCUUCAUCAUGGUCAUGCACAUACGAGGACUGGUCAGUGUGUGU
Molecule: messenger RNA, 634 nt
Organism: Paralichthys olivaceus (Japanese flounder)
Lineage: Eukaryota; Metazoa; Chordata; Actinopteri; Pleuronectiformes; Paralichthyidae
Source: RefSeq, a predicted model, not a curated record